Molecule: messenger RNA, 1785 nt
Organism: Xenia sp. Carnegie-2017
Lineage: Eukaryota; Metazoa; Cnidaria; Anthozoa; Malacalcyonacea; Xeniidae
Product: neuropeptide FF receptor 2-like
Exons: 1
Coding region: 279-1310 (343 amino acids)
Biological process (GO): G protein-coupled receptor signaling pathway
Cellular component (GO): membrane
Molecular function (GO): G protein-coupled receptor activity
Source: RefSeq, a predicted model, not a curated record
UUUAGCCGGAUCAAUUUUUCGUCUUUUGUCAGUUUCUUCAAACACUUUUUACGUAUAUUUCACAGAAGCUUGGGGUGUUGCACUCUCCAUAGUCUACAUGCGCUCCGCUAAUAUGUUCCCCUAGGCCUAAGUGACUAGGUCCAGUCCUCCAGGUCUAUGCUGAGCUGAUAAAAUGCUGUAGUUAAAAGCUGACGUUGACGGAAGUUUGUAAAAUAGAAUUCGAAAUUGAUCCAUCUACUUGUAAUAUAAGAAUUUGAAUUUGUGAAAUUUAAGACGAAAUGACAAAAUUUGAUUUGCAAAUAUGGGAGCUUGUCUGUUAUUGUUUGAUAUGUCUCUUUGGCCUGCUGGGAAACUCCAUUGUCAUUUAUGUAAUAAGAAAGAGCGGUAUGUCACCAAAACAUCGCUUCCGCCAUGUACCAUUUAAUGUAUACUUGAUGAAUUUGGCUAUAGUUGAUUUAGCGUUGAGUGUUAUUUGCCUGCCAGUGUACGUAAUGAGUACUAGCGCUUUCCCACAUCCUACUGGCGUAAAUGGCGACGUUUUCUGUAAACUGGUCACAGGAAAUUUACCUCAAUUCUGGCUCGCUGGAGUGUCUAUUUACAUUCUUGUAAUAAUCAGUUUCGAGAGGCUUAAUGCAAUAGCAAAACCUUUUCAAAUACGCGUCACCACAUCAAGGAAAACUAUCAUACACAUUGCUUUAGCUUGGUUCUUUGCCCUAUUGAGGGAGCUUCCCGUUUUAGUAGGGAUUCGCUACACAGCAACUAACGCCACAGUCGGAGCAAGUUGCUAUUAUUGGCCGAGUUACGAGGUUAACGCGUUCAUAUUUUCAUGUUUAUUCGUGAGUGAAUACUUGGCUCCAGCGAUUAUAUUUUUUAUAAACUUCUACAGGAUCCGUAAGCGAAUGAUUUGUUUGAAUGGUACGCUUAAAUUCGCUCUGGUCAACGAGAGACAGCGCGUCAAAAUUAUGCAAAGCAAAGAAAAAACAAUACGGGUUGUUCUAUUGGUUCUCGUGUCAUUUUUAAUUCUUUGGACUCCGAACAACAUCAUGUACUUUUUGUUUCAAUUCGCCAAUGUUUCCAAGGUUACGUGGAGCUCCAACUACUAUCAGCUUGGAAUUAUUCUUGGAUUUUCUUCGUCCUGUUUGAAUCCGUUUCUUUACGCGUUUCAAAGUCGAAAAUUUCGAAAUCAAUGCAAAGCAGUGUUCUUGGAAACCUUCAGUUGUCGGCGUGAAGCCUGGCAGAGAAUUCACACAAGCACAUUUACGUCAUCAAACGAAACUGGAGAACUGAUCAAGAGUCUCAAAAAAAUAUAAUAAUAGUGCGCCUGUGCAGACAUAAGGUCUGGGGUAAACAAGUAACAAUUAACAACUCGACUUCUCAUAACAAAAACACUUUGCAAUUUGCACCUUUUGCCUUCUUGAUUCCUUCAUGACAAGUGCAUCGUAGUAUUGGUAUUGGCAUCGGUUCUACUGGUAUUCAUGACAAGUACAUCAUUGCUUUGUAGUAAUUGGUCAUCCUUAGGGAUUCUCGCAUGUAAUGCCAACAGGUUGACCACUUGGCACAGGAAAAUCAAUAAACAAGUUAAAUAACUUAAAUGUUACAUUUAACAUAAUUAAAUUUGCAAUAAACCGCAAUAUGUUUCAAUUCGCACAACAAAUAGCCAAUCUCAAACCAUGUUUUCUAAGUUUAAUCUUGUAAUUACUAUACUGUAUGCAUGUAAAUAUUAGACCUUAAAUCGAAAAAUAGUUAUGAUUUUUUUUGUUGUUGCGUACUGCACAAACAUAAAGA